AUGGGGGGCGGGCGGAAAAUAAAGCAGGGAGCUGCAGAAGUAGCUCCGAUAUUCCGGAGCCGCAAAGAUGGCGGCGCCACGCGGGAGGAAGAAGAUGGCCGCGAAUAUGACUCAGACUCAAGUGACAGGAGCAGAACAAUGGCAGCUACACCCCUCACCAAAGAGGACCUCCGCCAGCUACUAAGUGACAUUAAGGCAAAUAUGGCUACAGAAUUUGACAGGCACCUCACACCCAUCAGAGAAGGCCUGAUUGAUUUGACCCACAGAACCUCCACAAUUGAGGAACAACUGGACCUGACAGUUACACGCACAACAGCAACUGAAAAUGCCAUAACCGCCCUACAAGAACAGCUCCGACAGUUAGAGGAGGCACAAGAGGACCUGAACAACCGGUCCUGCCGAAAUAACGUCAGGAUACGUGGAAUACCAGAAACGGUCACAAUAGAGGCACUGGGCCCAACGCUGCGAGAGCUCUUUUGUGGCCUGCUCCCAGAGGCCACACCGGCGGAACUCCUACUAGAUAGAGUGCACAGGGCUCUCCGAGCACCUAUGCCCAAUGCAACCCAACCCAGGGAUGUUAUCAUAAGAGUGCACUACUUCCACAUUAAAGAAGCACUCAUGCAAGCGGCACGAAACACCCCCCUACAAAUAGAAGGUCACCAAAUCUCCUUCUACCAGGACCUGGCCCCGAGCACCCUGCGCAAAAGGAGGGAGCUGCGGCCCCUCACUCAGGAGCUCACGAGACAACACAUCCGCUACUCAUGGGGGCACCCAUUUAAGCUGCAGGUCCGGAAGAACAACCGCACCUACACCCUAUACAACACCGCGGAAAUGGCAGAUUUCGCAGAGAGCCUCGGCCUGGAUCCCACAAAUCUCGCCACGGACCCGAAUCCCAGAAGACACGACAGAGGCCCUCCGCCCAGAAAUGCACCACCGACAGCCCCGGCACGCCAGAUGCCGAAUAGCCCACGCAUUAGGGCCGACAACUAA
Pelobates cultripes (western spadefoot toad) is the source of this 990-nucleotide messenger RNA. Lineage: Eukaryota; Metazoa; Chordata; Amphibia; Anura; Pelobatidae. The record is from the annotation of a GenBank genome assembly.